CUCUCCUCUCCUCAGCAAAAAGUUUCUCCCAUAUAAUGGAAACCUCCAUCAAGUAGGUCUGUUGUGGAUUAGUUCAUUGGUUUUAUAUUUUUGUUCCCACGCUUGAUUUAGGUGGGAAUGGGCUCCUCAUAAUCGAGAAAGGGAAAAAAUAUUUUGGCUCGACCGUUUUUGGUUUCCAACUAGAAAUCUCUCUCUCUCUCCCUCCCUCCCUGGAUUCGUUCUUUUGUCUUGAGGCUAACAGUGAAGAUUAUAUUUAUAGUUCGAAAGACAGGGCACCGUUUAUUUCGAGCAAAAAGACUAGUACCUUGCCGUUUGAGUUUCAGGGGUUCUUCAUCACAAGAUAGAGUCGAAGAAAUCCAACAGAAGCGCAUUCCACCGGCAUUUGUUAAGUAUAUCACCAAUCUUAGAGACAAAAGAGCUACGCUAAUUAGUCCCCUUGGCAAGUUGUGGAGUGUGAACAUUCACGGCUGCAAGGAAAAGAUGUGCUUCCGAGAAGGAUGGCCAGAAUUUGCACAAGCCCAUGAUUUGAAGCUGGGGUGCUUCAUGGUGUUCAGAUAUGAAGAUGAUAGGACUUUCAGCUUCCAGGUUUUCGACACAAGUGCAUGCCGGAAAGAUUAUAGUCCUGUUGGCGUGCAGAGUGUCGCGCGUAUGGACAUCAGGCAAGAUCUCAACUCCGAGGAUGCUUCCGAAGCAGAUACAAGUCAAGGGCCAAUGACGCAAGGUAGUAGAAAACAGAUCAGAAUGAUGGAUGAAGGAAGACCAUUAACUGAAAGAACGUUCAGCUCUUGCAGUGGAAGAAAAUCUUUUGUGGCCAUCAUAUCAGAUUACAACCUUAAUAGGAAUUACAUGAGUAUUCCAGCCUCAUUCAAAGAAUCCAGUGACAUAAUGACAAAGGAUGAAGUGAUUCUGAAAGAUGGGGAAGGGCGAUCAUGGCAUGUAAGCAUUUGCAAGAGAGGCAAAAAAGGUGCUUUCUUGGCUAAAGGAUGGCGUGACUUUUGUGUUGGCAAUAGAUUGGGAGAAGGCGACAAGUGCAUCUUUGAGCUUGCAUCCAACGAGAAGGACAACAUAAUGCUUGUUCGGAUACUUAAAGAUUCUUGCAACAGGCUCAAUGAGGAGAAAUCGUUUGAGGUCAUUGUAAAAGAUUUUAACCUUACUAAGCCUUAUAUGAGUAUUCCAGCCUCUUUCAGAGCAUCCAAUGACAUAGCAACAAAGCAUCAAGUGAUUCUCAAGGAUGUGGAAGGGCGGUCAUGGCAUGUAAGAGUUUGCAACAAAGGCAAAAGGGGGGUUCACUUGGCAGAAGGAUGGCAAGAAUUUUGUGCUGAUCAUAGAUUGGAGAGAGGCGAUAAGUGCAUCUUUGAGCUUGUGUCCAUGGAGGAUAACACACUGCUUGUUCAGAUAUUCAAACAAAUGACACAGAGUUGCAGCCGCGGCAUGAAUCAGGAGGAGCAUUCUUUUUCGGAUCAUCUUGAUGCAACAAGGAUCCAUUUUCUAAAAACUAUGGAUAGUGAUUUCUCUCAACAGAUGGAAUUACCAGUGACUUCAAGAAGGAGACUGGUGACUGAGAAAGUAGCGUCUUAUCUUGUUAACGAUCCACAACAUAAAGCUUGUGAAUUGUAUCAAUUUGGGAGAGCAAAUAUGGAGUAUUCCUUGAAAAUUUUCCCUGAGACCUUCCCUCUUGAAGGAUACGAUUUUUGUUCUUCAAAAAGACUGCAGGAUGAUAAGCAGCCAGUGCCACAUCUACUGGCAACUCGCAAGUCCCUGCAAGUCAAUGUGAAGAUUGCCGACAACACUCUAAGCAUCAAAUCAGCUCAUUCCAAGAUAAGAAAUAAAGGUGAAAAACUCUCCUCCAAUUCAGUGUGUGCAAAAGAACAAACCAUCAGGUGCAAAAAAGUCAUGAACCAUUGUAUUGAGCAAGAAUUACAACUCACUUCAGCAAUGAGACUGGUGACUAAGGAAAAAAAAGCUCAAGCAUGGCAGAAAGCUGAUGCAAUUCAACCAACCAACCCUUUCUUCAAAAAAGCUAUGCUGCGUGAUGCUGUUAGUGAUAGGUUUCGCAUGUAUAUUCCGAAGCACUUUGCAGCUAAGCAUCUUGGCCAUGAACAACAAACCAUUGUUUGUAGCCUUCCAAAUGGAAAGGAAACAUGGAACGUGAAUUAUAAAGUUUACGACGAAUUCUCACAAUUCUGCGGACAAUGGCAAAAGUUUGCUCAAGAUAAUGGCUUGGAAGAAGGAGAUGUCUGCAUCUUUGAGCUCACUAGGGCCCAUAAAGAUCUAGCCAUGGAUGUUCACAUCUUCCGAGUCCUGGAUAAAAACACUCCGCUCCACAGGGGACGACGACGCCUCCCAAUGAAAAGAGAAGGAAGCUUUCUCAGGAUUGAUGGAUAAAAAACAUGUAUUUGAAUCUAUUUCGCUGGAUCAUUGGUGAUAUGGACAAUCUAAUCAUAUCUGUAGGGGAUCUUCCUAUAAAAAUAAUUGUGGUUAAAAAAAGAUCAUAUGGAUGGUGGUGACAGCAAAUGUAUUGGGCAGUGGAACUAAUGGUGAUAAAAGGUUCUUUUAAGCUUGUCUGAAAUAAUUGUGGUGCUGUAGGAGAAUCUAGAAUAGUUUUAAUUAUGUAUAUCUACCUUGUGCCUAUGACAUGUCUUGUAUUUCAUCUUUUUCAUUAGUACAGUACUCAAGAAUAAUUAUUGCUCAAAAGGAUUAUGCUAUUUGUUCCUAA
This is a messenger RNA of Phoenix dactylifera (date palm), 2716 nucleotides long. NCBI's taxonomy places the organism in Eukaryota, Viridiplantae, Streptophyta, Magnoliopsida, Arecales, Arecaceae. The record is from RefSeq and is a predicted model, not a curated record.